UGGUUUAGAUAUAAAUCGGAAACUUCUUCACUCUUACUUAAGAUGUGAGAUUUGCCAGCUCCGAUCUCCGACUCUAGAGAUAGAAAGUUUCAAUUUUUUUUUCUUCUGUUCAUUCACUCUCUUGCUUCAUCUGAAGAACAACUGUGUCUCUUCUCUCUAGAAUCUCCGGCGAUGACAACGGCGGAGGCCGAGUACUCGAGGGCGAAAACGUCGGUGUGGUGGGAUAUAGAGAACUGUGAGGUCCCGAAAGGUUGGGAUGCAUAUACGAUUGCGCAGAAUGUGAGCUCGGCUUUGUUGAAGAUGAAUUACUGUGGACCUGUCUCAAUCUCCGCGUAUGGCGACACCACUCUAAUCCCUCUCGCUGUUCAGCAAGCUCUCUCUUCUACUGGUGUUGGCCUUAAUCACGUUCCUGCAGGAGUGAAAGAUGCGAGCGAUAAGAAGAUCCUAGUGGAUAUGUUAUUGUGGGCUGUAGACAACCCUGCACCAGCUAAUUUCAUGCUCAUCUCUGGUGAUAGAGAUUUCUCCAAUGCUCUUCACCAGCUUAGUAUGAGGAGGUACACGAUUCUUCUUGCUCAGCCUCCACGGGCCUCUGUGCCGCUUGUUGCUGCUGCCAAAAAUGUAUGGCUCUGGACAAGCCUAGCAUCGGGGGGUCCUCCUCUUACUUGUGGUGAAUCCUCGCGACUGGUCAACAAUGGACGCUGUCAUGUCUCUAAUCAAGAAAUGUCAAAAGAUCCAGCUUCUGAACAAGCUCAGUCCAGCAAACCAACUGGUUCUACUUCUGACGCUGGAGAUGCUAAGGAUCACAAAGCCAGUGAAAACCAGAGAGGAUUACCUCAAGAGAUGAGAAGAAAUAUGCAUCAAAAUGGUAUCUUAACGCAGGGUGCGCUGGUAGGCAGUCGAAAAGCUCAGGCCAGCGUUUCAGCCAAACUUAUACAGGAAGCAGAGGUUGUGGAACCUGUAUGGUGCAAUGUUUGCCAGAUCAGCUGCAUCAGCAAAGAGACAUAUGCAAAGCACACAUAUGGUAAAAAACACCGAAGCAACUUGGAGUUGCAAUUAGGUAAGUCUGAAAACGUGUCACGGGGACCAGUUGCGCCUCCUAAGGAGGUUUUGGAGAAAAUGAAGAGUAAGAAGAAUGCGAGUGAAGGUAGGACUAAACCAAAUGCUGACUUUGCUUGUCGUUUGUGCAAUGUGAAAUGCCAGAGUCAAAUUGUCUUUGAUUCUCAUCUGAGGGGUCAAAAGCAUGCUGCCAUGCUGAGUCAAUCAGAGGCCCUCAUUGAUUCUGAGAAGCUUCAAGAGAAAGGUGUCAGAGAAAAGGAUCAACCAAAAGAAGCAAUCGCAGAGCCUAAAACAAAUCCUGAAUAUGCUUGUCGUUUGUGCAAUGUGACAUGCAAGAGUCAAAUUGUCUUUGAUUCUCAUCUAAGGGGCCAGAAGCAUGCUGCCAUGCUGAGUCAAUCAGAGGUACUCAUUGGUUCUAAGAAGCUUCAAGAGAAAUGUGUCGGAGAAAUGGAUAAACCAAGAGAAACAAUUGCAAAGCCUAUACCUAAUGCUUACCAUGUUUGCCGUUUGUGCAAUGUGACAUGCCAGAGUCAGAUUGUUUUUGAUUCUCAUCUAAGGGGUCAGAAGCAUGCUGCCAUGCUGAGUCAAUCAGAGGCACUCAUUGAUUCUAAGAAGCUGCAAGAAAAAACUGUCGUAGAAAAGGAUCAACGAAGAGAAGCAAUUGCAGAGCCUCAGUUGCAAUCUCAAAAAACUCAAGAGAAUCCUAUGUUCUUAGAGAAGCAAAACAAAGAUUUCAGAGAGAUAUGUGGCAGUGGCACCUCAAAAAGCAGUGUAAAAGAACCUUUUUCAAGUACUAAAAACCGGGUUGCCCUAGUAGCCAGUGAUGAUGCUCAGUCCAGCGUUUCAACCAAACUUAUAAAGGAACCGGAGCUUUUACAGCCCGUGUGGUGCCAAGUCUGCAAGAUCAGCUGCGACAGCAAGGUUGUAUAUGCAAAUCAUAUCUAUGGGAAAAAACACCGACAGAAGUUGGAAUUGCAAUCAGACAAGAACGAAAACAUGUGUAAGGGACCGGCCAAGCUUUCUAAGGAGAAUGAAGAGAAAACGAAGAAGGUAAUGUGCAAAAACCAAACAGCCUUUGAUUCUCAUCUGAAGAGUCAGACUCAGAACCAUGCUGCCAUGGUCGAGGAGCAAACAGAGGUACUCAUUGCCGACUCAAGGAAAACAAGAGACGAAAGCGAUCAAGAAAAAGAAACAACAGAGGAGCAGACACUUGUAAAGAUCGACGAUCAUGUCGUUUUUCAAGGAGGACAAGAAGAUAAAGAGGAAGUGAAGGAGAUUAACCCCAUAUCUGAGAACUUAGCGCAUGCCUUCACUGAAAUAGUGAAUCGAGAGUCUAGAAUACCUAAAGAAUCAAGAGGGUGUUUGGAUGUGAUUCCUGAGAGAUUACAACUGCCACCAGAUGUGAAUGUGGUGAAGGAGAAGCUGGGAGAUGAGUCCAACCAAAAAUCCGAAGCCGAAGCAAGAUCACGGGAACCUGGAAACGAGUCUGCAGGAGUGGCUGGCAAAAGGGAAGAGAUUAAGGUCCAAGUGGACAACUUUUGGACCCGCCUUUGGGGAUCAAAGACAAAGAGUUAAAACAACUGUUAAACUCAUGUUGUCUGCAACGAAUGAUCUUUUUUUUUUCAUAAAAUUUUAGGUUGUCUGAUACCCCAUGAUUAGGUGCCUAAUAAUGUAAGAAAACUUAACGAAAAUAUAUUGCUCACUGUUCAAUAAUCAGUCGUUAUGUUUUUUUUCCUUA
Eutrema salsugineum is the source of this 2794-nucleotide messenger RNA. RefSeq lists its product as uncharacterized. The record is from RefSeq and is a predicted model, not a curated record. The transcript is spliced from 8 exons. NCBI's taxonomy places the organism in Eukaryota, Viridiplantae, Streptophyta, Magnoliopsida, Brassicales, Brassicaceae. Gene Ontology annotation, biological process: regulation of gene expression. Gene Ontology annotation, cellular component: peroxisome. The coding region runs from base 172 to 2631 and encodes 819 amino acids. Gene Ontology annotation, molecular function: RNA nuclease activity; nucleic acid binding; zinc ion binding.